Messenger RNA from Stegastes partitus (bicolor damselfish), 2262 nucleotides. Its product is annotated as serine/threonine-protein kinase MAK-like. Lineage: Eukaryota; Metazoa; Chordata; Actinopteri; Pomacentridae. The record is from RefSeq and is a predicted model, not a curated record. The transcript is spliced from 15 exons. Gene Ontology annotation, molecular function: ATP binding; protein kinase activity. Gene Ontology annotation, biological process: protein phosphorylation. The coding region runs from base 157 to 2193 and encodes 678 amino acids.
GCUUGGGAUAGGUGAGACACAGUGCAACAGGCAGGAUCCAGACAACAUCACUUUCCCACUCUGCCUUGCCAGCAGAAACCUUUGUGUAGCCUCACAGCAGCAGGAUAAAGCAGCACAGAGGUGGCUGAUCUGUGGAGGGAUGCUAGUGUGUUUACAAUGACCAACUGCUGGAGUGUCGGGGACUGCCAAGGCUCCUUGCUGAAGGAGAGACUGAAGGAAGGCUCAGUGUGGACGAUGAACCGGUACACCAUGCUCAAGCAGCUGGGCGACGGCACAUACGGCAGCGUGCUGCUGGGGAAGAGCAACGAGACCGGGGAGCUGGUGGCCAUCAAGAGGAUGAAGAGGAAGUUUUAUUCUUGGGAUGAGUGCUUGAAUCUAAGAGAGGUGAAGUCACUGAAGAAGCUGAAUCAUGCCAAUGUGGUGAAACUGAAGGAGGUCGUCAGAGAAAAUGACCACCUGUACUUCAUCUUUGAGUACAUGAAAGAAAACCUGUAUCAGCUCAUGAAUGAACGAAACAAGUUGUUCCCUGAGUCAGACGUCAGAAACAUGACAUUUCAGAUAUUACAGGGACUCUUCUAUAUUCAUGAACAUGGGUAUUUCCAUCGCGACAUGAAACCAGAGAACUUGCUGUGCAUGGGCCCGGAGCUGGUUAAGAUCGCAGAUUUUGGACUAGCAAGAGAAAUCCGCUCACAACCACCUUAUACGGAUUAUGUGUCCACGAGAUGGUACCGAGCUCCAGAGGUUCUGCUCAAGUCCAACUCUUACAGCUCUCCCAUCGAUAUCUGGGCCGUGGGCUGCAUCAUGGCGGAGCUGUACACCCUCAGACCGCUGUUUCCAGGCAACAGCGAGGUGGACGAGAUCUUCAAGAUCUGUCAGGUGCUGGGAACGCUGAAGAAGUCUGACUGGCCUGACGGCUACAACCUGGCCACCUCGAUGAACUUCCGCUUCCCAAAAUACACCCCCACCAGCCUCAGAUCGCUGAUUCCCAACGCCAGCAACGAGGCGAUCUCACUGAUGAAAGACAUGCUGCAGUGGGACCCCGAGAAAAGACCGAGUGCUGCUCAGGCUCUGAGGUAUCCAUACUUCCAUGUGGGACAGUCACUCGGUGCCCCUCUGAAGUACUCAGAGCAGCACAGGACUCAAGAAAAGGCAUCUGAGGCAGCUACAGAACUGAAGCCACUGUCCCUCUGUAAGACGGAUCUGGACUCUUGUGAGCUCGGCAAGUCCCAACCAGAACCGCAGACCUGCAGCCGGUCGCUCCAUCAGCCUCUGCAGCAGAUCCCCCUUCCUCAGGAGAACAUGGAGGCCAACACACUCCAACUAGUGUGUCCGAUGACGGAGGGGCAGCAAGAACCUCUCAGCCUGGUGAAGAGCAGGCAGCCAGGGAGCUGCAAAGCUGUAACUGUCAGUCAGCGAGGAGCCGCUACAGGAGCAGAAAACAGUGUGUCCGUGGCCCGGACCGGACGCCGACGAUGGGGUCAGACGUCCUUCAAGUCGAUCGACAGCUGGGACGAUGGCGACGACACAGAUGCCGGAGUUUCCAUCUCUAAAAAACCCACAAUCGCUUCUGUGAAGAACAGGGCUCUGGAUGGGUCCAGCUGCCGAAUUUCAGAGUCAAAGAACAUCUCGGGUGCAAAGCUGCCGAGCAACGCUGGGCUGAGCAGAACCGACUCCACCACAAUGUCCGCCAAGCAGCACUACCUCCGCCAGUCCAGAUAUGUGCCCGGCGUGAAUCCAAAAAGCAACUCCACAGUAGGAAGCCAGGGAGCCACCAAAAAGAUGUGGAGCAACUCAUGUUCAGUCAAAGCAGCAGGUCUGGAGUUUCCUCUGGGCAAAGACCCCUUUGUGAGCAACUCCAACACCAAGACUCCUUUUCCGCCUUUCCAGAAGACCGAACCAGGAGCAGGACGACAGAGGAUCACACUGGCACCCAUAACAUCGAACCCCGCUGUUGAUCUGUCAUCUGCUGCUGACCUAAGAGCAGGCUCUAAAUCCAAACCAUCCAAAAACAAGAACUCCUUAAAUAAGCUCUUAAAUGAAGAGACUGAAGGACGGAGGUGCAGAUCUCUGAACCCUCAGAUUCCUGGAUCCAGCGCCGGAGCUGCAGCCAAACCCACUUUCUCCAGAAGCACAAACCUCCAGCCGGUGCACGGACGAGUCGACUGGACGGCCAAAUACGGAGGUCACCGGUAGCACAGCGGCUCCACCACAGACUCGUGGGAAAAUCUCCCAAUGAACUUGAGCUGGAAAUGUGUUUCACUG